UCAUGUUGUGGAGGCACGCAUUAAUUUGUGUGACUGUCGAUAGGUCGCAGCAAAAUCGAUAUGCCAUCGGUGUGAACUGCUGCCAAUUGUUGAGGCUUGCAUUUUGUAGUCUUUUUUUUAUAUAUUUUAUUUUUUGCACUCGAAAUUGUAAAUAAUUUAAUGAAACGUAAUUGAAACGAGCUGUGUGUGUUCGUGGUGCCAUGGAUCAGUUCUCGCAUGACUUGACCCUCGCCCUGGAGGAGACCUCGCUAAUGGAUAGAGCAUGCGGGGUUGGUAGGUGGGGCUCGCGUCGUAGAACUCGAUCAACGGGUAAUUUGCGAUAUUCCUCAAUGGCAGCUUGCGCGCCGCAGCCGACUGAAGAUUCAUCGAGCAGUCCCACAGACACACUAAAUAUUAGCGGCCCUAGCCAUGGACACAGCCAUCAUGCAAACCCCAACGCCAAAAUGGAUGGACUGGAAUCGCAGACAUACUCUUUGCUGCCGGCGAGCGAUUCAGAUGACAAAGGUGAACCCAUGUUGCCACUGCGUCUGCCUGGCAAAGCAGUAGCUGCGGUGCGCAUGGGUAUUGGUGCUCUAGAGUCGGAUUCCCUAAACGAAACCACUUUUAGUCCAGCCAGAUUCUAUAAGCCAAAUUCAAGGCGAAAAAGAAAAAUCAAACGCAUGUCCAUGGAGUUUGAGUUUAGCAAAGAUAGCCAACAGCCAACGGGCUCCCCACAUAGCUUUACCGAAUCACCACUGCAGCCGGGCAUGCUGAGCAGCAAUCCAACGGCAUGUGCCUACAACACGGGCACCAUACGCAAGCGUCUGCUCAAGACGGACGCCGCACGCUCCAAUUUGUUUUUUUGUGGCAAACGCAAGCGUUCGAAUCGCGACCGCUAUCACGAGCAUGAACAGGCAGCUGGUUGCGCUGCUCAAGGCGGUUGCAGCGGCAAGUUGCACUCUUCAAGCAUGCCACGUUAUACGCACAUGGAGGAUUCUCGCAUGCGGCCACGCAGCUAUUCAUCCACAUCGAAGCCGCCUAGCGAUCGGCUGUUGCCAUUGAACAAGGGACUACUGUCCAAGAUUGAUCGCAUGGCCCAAACCCAAACACAAGAAGCACAAAAGACUGACAAUACAUCGAACAUGGAGGAGGAGCAGCAAGAACUAGAGCUACCUCAAAAUAAGCAAGCGACAACAGCAGCAACUGCUGCCACAGCAGCAGCAAAGCAAUCGGGUGAUUUUAGCAUGGAUACUGUAGUGCCAGUUAACGAUAUUGCCUCGCUGAUUCAUCCGCCACUAAAAACGCCAGCGCAGCAGCAACAACCAUUGGAUUGCUGCAGUGGUGCGGAUUAUCAGGCGCAUCGUAAGAAAUCGCAAAACAUGCGUAUGAUGAAGGCGCAAAGGCGACGACGCUUUUGCCAGACGCCACAGUCGCUGGAAAUGUCCAUGGACUGCAGCGAUCUGUGCGAUUUUCUUAGCUCCAGUUCGCUGAGCUCCUCGUCGGAUAGCGAGGAUGAACACAGACGUCAUGAUACAGAUCGUGAAGGCGACGAUGAGCUUACCGAUUGGCCGGGCAAUGAGUUUGCAACUAUCAGCAAGUACGAUCCCAAGCGCAAGUUGACGAAAAAAUCGCUGCUGCCGCAAAUACGCUCCGAUGAGAUCAUAGGCGAGGAUGAUACGCUCAUGUCGGGCACGGAGGCAAAUGAGUUCCUUGGCGCUUGCCAAUCGCCGGACGCUUUGCAAGACUUGUCCCGUUUUCAACCUACUGCCUGCUCGGAGCCCAUAGAGAUUUGUGGCGCCGGCAGUGGUGCGCGUCGUGGUUUCUUUGAUGCCAACACUAGCCCAGACAAACCCAAUGGCGUGCCAGUGGUCAGACAGAUUGAAAGUGAAAUGUCGGGAGAAACAUCAAAUCCAUUCCUGUCUUCCUCACCGCCGCAGAAGCUGCAGGAGGUGCGCGAAAUACGCGCUGGCUGUCGCCGCAUCAAUGGCGAUCGUCCGGGCUUCAGCAUUAAGCUGAGCGUCAAUGAGCGCUUGGCUCGUUUCCUACAAGAUGCGCGCCAGACACAAAUACGCUUACCGGAUAUCGAAAUCUAUGAGCAUGAUAGCUUGCUGAAUCUGGCCACGCUAUAUUCGCUCAACAUGGUCGUUGAGCACGGCUGCACGGUGCUGACUAAGACGAGAAAUACAACGCAAUCGGUUAACAUUGAUCCGCAAGGCAAUUUGGAACAGCGGCAGAAUGUCUUUGGUGACUUUAAGCGACGCUGCUAUGGCGACGGCAAUAUUACUGCUCCAGAAGCUGCUGCUGCGUCGGCGGCCAGCAGCGCUGCCAACGAGCUAAUACCAGAGAAGUGAAAGCAGGGCACCAGGUCAGAGCACAGCAAAAAGAGCCUAAUCAACUGCCAAAAGUGGGCGUGACAGCAGCAGCGUCUACCUGACGAUCGACGUUGUCCUGUCCUGCCUGCGGCUGUCCUUAGCUGCUAGCGGCUGAACUGAGUGAAUCAAUUUUUUUUAACUAUUUAUUAAGUUUUUAACAUGCUUAGCUAAUGUCGCUUUUUAACAGAGUUUAAAUGUAUGUAUGUACAUACAUAUAUACGUAUACAUAAUUAUGUAUAUUGUAUAAUAAUAAACUCAAAAGCAAGGGGGGGGUGUAGCAGCGUAGGCCGGGGGCAAAGCGCAUAGAAAUUGUCUGUUUAACAUAAAACACCGCUUUUGCGGUUGUUCUUCUUGUUAUUAUUGCUGUAAUCGUUUUUGUUGUUGGUCGUUGACAUCAAAUGCGCUGUUAAGAGCGAGAUAGCAAUAGCGUAUGAACGACAGAGAGAGGCACGCGUAUGAGAGGGAGUCGGCUGCUUGCUUCCAAUAUUUAACUGAAAUUGUCUUGCGAUUUAUCCACUGUACAAAAUUUAUGUAUAUUAUUACGUUGUUCUGUAAGUUAUGUAUUCGAUGUAAAUGCGUAUAUGA
Drosophila busckii is the source of this 2936-nucleotide messenger RNA. RefSeq lists its product as uncharacterized. The record is from RefSeq and is a predicted model, not a curated record. The transcript is spliced from 4 exons. NCBI's taxonomy places the organism in Eukaryota, Metazoa, Arthropoda, Insecta, Diptera, Drosophilidae. Bases 201 to 2330 code for a protein of 709 amino acids.